Messenger RNA from Spirometra erinaceieuropaei, 2079 nucleotides. NCBI's taxonomy places the organism in Eukaryota, Metazoa, Platyhelminthes, Cestoda, Diphyllobothriidea, Diphyllobothriidae. The record is from the annotation of a GenBank genome assembly.
AUGGUUGAAACAACCAAAAUCGAAACAACAACAACAACCCUACUCAUUCUCCUCAUCCUACCUUUUCUUCCUCUAACCCUGUCUAUUCUUCUGCCUAUUCUUAUCCUUCGUCACCUUCUUCUCCACCUCCCUCCCGUCGCCCCACUCGUUGUCACCAGACUGGCAGGGUGAGCCCGCUCACUCUGGCAGCCUGGAAUGUUCGUUCCCUUCUAGACAAUCCGAGGAGCAACCGGCCAGAACGGAGGACGGUGCUAGUGGCCCCGGAACUGGGGCGCUAAAAGGUGGAUAUCGCCGCACUCAGCGAGACCCGAUUCUCCGAACAAGGCCAACUGGAGGAGGUGGGUGCCGGCUACACCUUCUUCUGGAGUGGUCGACCCAAGGCAGAGCGACGAGACGCGGGUGUCGCCUUCGCCAUCCGGACCGACAUCGUGGGACGACUGCCCUGUUUGCCGCAGGGAAUCAACGACCGCCUAAUGAGCCUCCGUCUGCCUCUCCGCAGGGAAGGGGGCAAAUUGGUCACCAUCAUCAGCGCCAAAUCUCCGCCGAUGAGCAGCCCCGACGCCGCCGCAAGAGACAAAUUCUAAGAGGACCUGCACGCCCUCUUGGCGACAGUGCCGAAGGCGGACAAGUUGAUUGUCCUUGGUGACUUCAACGCCCGCGUCGGCACAGACCAUACUGCCUGGAGAGGAGUGAUGGGCCCCAUGGUCUGCGCGGCUCCAAUGACAAUGGUCUGCUGCUUUUCCGCACCUGCGCAGAACACCGCCUCAUCCUGACGAACACGCUCUUCUGUCUGCCGGAGCGAGAGAAGGCCACCUGGAGGCAUCCUCGGUCGCGUCAAUGGCACCUGCUGGACUAUGUCCUCGUCAGGAGACGAGACCAGCGGGACGUGCUGGUGACGAAGGCGAUCGCGGAUGCUGACGGGUGGACCGACCAUCGCCUCGUCAUCUCGAAGAUGCGUAUUCGCCUACAGCCUUGCCGGAGACCACAAGGUAAGCGACCCCCAGGUAAGUAGAAUAUUGCCUUGUUGUCUUUGCCCGCUCACCAUCUCCAUUUCAGCAAUGAGCUAGCUCAACGGCUAGACAACCUUCGUACCGCCGGCGCCGCCGACGACGCCGCUGCCGAGAACGCCUCUGUGGAGGACCGCUGGUGUCAACUGCGAGACACGGUCCAGUCGAAGCGCUAGUCGUCCUCGGUCGCGCACGCUGCCAACACCAGGACUGGUUCGACGACAACGACGCCGCCAUCAGAAAUCUGCUCGCUGAGAAGAACCGCCUACACAAAGCCUACGUGGACCACCCCACUGAGCACAACAAAGCUGCCUUCUACCGCAGUCGCCGACAGCUUCAGCAACGACUGCGCGAGAUGCAGGACGCCUGGACUGCUCGCAAAGCUGAGGAGAUCCAAGGCUAUGCGCACCGCAACGAAUGGAAGAACUUAUUCUCCGCGAUCAAAGCUGUCUACGGUCCGCCGACGAAGGGCACUGCUCCUCUCCUCAGCGCCGACGGCAGCACUCUCCUGACUGAGAAGACGCAAAUCCUACAGCGAUUAACCGAGCAUUUCCGAGGCAUCCUGAAUCGCGCCUCCACCAUCUCCGACACCGCCAUCGACCGAUUGCCACAAGUGGAGACCAACGUGGACAUCGACCUCCUGCCAUCUCUUCAGGAUACCAUCAGGGCCGUGCAGCAGCUCUCCAGCGGGAAAGCACCCGGCUCGGACGCAAUCCCUGCUGAGGUCUACAAGCAUGGAGGUCCCCAACUCAUGGACCACCUGACCGCGCUGUUCCAGGAGAUGUGGCGUCAAGGUGAAGUCCCGCAAGAUUUCAAAGGCGCAACAAUCGUGCAUCUAUACAAGCGAAAAGGGAUUCGCCAAGCUUGCGACAAUCACCGUGGCAUCUCCUUGCUGAACAUCGCCGGGAAAAUCUUCGCUUGCAUCCUGCUCAACCGCCUCAAUAACCAUCUGGAAGAGGGCCUUCUGCCGGAAAGCCAAUGCGGCUUCCGUCGUCAUCGUGGGACCACGGAUAUGAUCUUCGCCGCCCGUCAACUUCAGGAGAAGUGCCAGGAGAUGCGGACCCACCUGUAG